Raphanus sativus (radish) is the source of this 1173-nucleotide messenger RNA. RefSeq names its product transcription factor HEC3. The coding region runs from base 35 to 673 and encodes 212 amino acids. The record is from RefSeq and is a predicted model, not a curated record. Gene Ontology annotation, biological process: regulation of DNA-templated transcription. Lineage: Eukaryota; Viridiplantae; Streptophyta; Magnoliopsida; Brassicales; Brassicaceae. The transcript has a single exon. Gene Ontology annotation, molecular function: DNA-binding transcription factor activity; protein dimerization activity.
UUAACAUUUUCACAAAUCAAACAAACAUAAAAGUAUGAAUAAUAAUAUGAACCCAUCUCUCUUCCAAAAUUACACUUGGAACAACAUCAUCAACAACAACAAGAGUGAUGAUCAUCAUCAUAACGAUCCAAUCGGUAUGGCCAUGGACCAACACACCCACCUCCACAUCUUCAAUUCAUUCACUUCAUCUUCUUCUCAUUCUCAUUUGCCUCCUCUCUCUUCUUCCCUUGCAACCACUACUCUUUUCUCCGGAGAUCAAGAAGAGGAAGAAGACGAAGAAGAGCCUUUAGAGGAACUAAGUGCUAUGAAAGAGAUGAUGUACAAGAUCGCAGCCAUGCAGCCCGUCGACAUCGAUCCAGCAACUGUCAAGAAACCCAAACGCCGUAACGUUAGAAUCUCCGACGACCCUCAGAGCGUGGCGGCGAGACACCGCCGUGAGAGAAUCAGUGAGAGGAUCAGAAUCCUCCAGAGACUUGUGCCAGGUGGUACCAAGAUGGAUACAGCUUCAAUGCUCGACGAAGCAAUACGCUACGUCAAGUUCUUGAAACGGCAGAUCCGGCUUCUCAAUAAUCCUCCUCCACCGCAAGAUCAAGCUUCUCAGGUGGUGAAGACAUCAUGGAUUUCGCCGCCACCACCGCCAGAUUUCGGCGAUGCAGGAAGAGAAUUGCUUUAAAUCAGGUUACAUUUCUAUUAAUAGUAACUAAAAUUAUGUUAUAAAGUUUGAGUAAUUGUGCAAUUAUGGAACGUGUUUAUAUGUGAAAAUGGAUACGAAGUAAGAGUUUGUUAGAUGUUAUAAAAUAUAUAUUAAUAUAUAUUGUUUUUUUUUUUGAACUUAUUAAUAUAUAUUGUUGUUGACCAAGAAAAGGUUGUGGAAUAAUCAUAACGGUUAGGUUGAGUUGUGUACCACCACCAUAUAUUUAUAUAUUUAUGUUAUCAUUUCGUGUAUAUAAUAAUAAGGUCUUGAUUUGUAGUUUGGUUGUAUGCAAGUUCUGGCCGGGCAUUUUUCGGGAAUAAAAACCAUGACGCCAUGAAAACUCUAUUUAAAUAGUGUUAUCAUUACUGUGGAUUUUGUCUUUGUAUACACACAAUGUAUAUAUUUGAAUUUCUGUAUAUAUGUUAUAUAUCGAAUAUGAACAAUAUGAGUGUACUUCAUUGUUGCAUCUCUCUCACAUA